Molecule: messenger RNA, 1099 nt
Organism: Rhinichthys klamathensis goyatoka
Lineage: Eukaryota; Metazoa; Chordata; Actinopteri; Cypriniformes; Leuciscidae
Gene: rrp15
Product: ribosomal RNA processing 15 homolog
Exons: 5
Coding region: 80-865 (261 amino acids)
Biological process (GO): maturation of 5.8S rRNA; maturation of LSU-rRNA
Cellular component (GO): preribosome, large subunit precursor
Source: RefSeq, a predicted model, not a curated record
UAAAUAGAGGCGGAACCUUUCCUGAGCGCCUCUUGUUUCACACGGACUGUUUAGAGAGUACUCGUAAAUAUCAGUAAAGAUGGCGACGCUCGUGAAGAAGCCACAUGUCGUUGUUGAAGAUGGAAAUGAGGAAGAGUAUGGAGUUUCUGAUGACAGCAUCAGUAAUGAUGGAGAGAGUGGACCAAGAAGUGAUCAGGAGGGAUCCGAUGGGGGAAGUGAUGUAGAAGACAGCGGUGAUCAGGAUGGGAAGAGUGAAGAAGAACAGAAUGGAGAUGCUGAGGAAAAUCCCAACGCUGGAUGGGCCGAAGCCAUGGCCAAAAUCCUGGGGAAAAAAACGCCAGACAGCAAACCCAGCAUCCUCCUGAAGAACAAGGAGCUGGACAAGAUCAAGGAGAAGGAGAAGAAAGAGCGUCUUGAAAAAAAGAAACAGAUUGAUAAGAAACGAACAUGGGAGAAUAUGUGCCGAGAGAAGCCUGAUGUGGUUCGAGACCGAGAGCAUGAGAGGAACCUACAAAGAGUUGCUACCAGAGGUGUGGUGCAGCUGUUCAAUGCGCUGAAGAAACAUCAGAAGAAUGUGGAUGAAAAGAUGAAGGAAGUUGGGGGUUCAGAGAGAAAGAAGUCCAAAGUUCUGUCCACCGUGUCUAAGAAGGACUUCAUUGAUGUACUUCGGGGAGCAGAUGUGGCUCACGCAUCGACCACGAAGAAGGAGAAAGUGCGGCCUGUAGAGGUGAAGGUGGAGAAUCCGUCCUGGAGCGUGUUAAAGGAUGAUUUCAUGAUGGGCGCAUCCAUGAAGGACUGGGAUAAAGAGAGUGAUGAAGAGGACAGACAUGAGCCUUCUGAAGACUACAGCAGUGAAUCGGACUGAUCCAUGUGCAUCGUGUAGUGCUUCAUACGAGUGUAUUUCCAGACCCUGCGCACAGAGAGAGAAGCCUCGACAUUACCCAGAGUUCUCAGAGGGUGGAGUAAUGAGACUGGAGUAGGGACAGACACUCAUCUGUGAUGUUGCCCUGAUCUCCUGGUAAAGCUGGGUCUUUUUUUGGAGUGCAUUGGUGAGUGCUGCAGGUUUAGCCAAACUUCAGCACUCAAUUUCUGUAUAUAG